UGCAAAGGAUCCAACUAAACUCACCCUAGUGACAGAAUAAAUUCAUGAAGUCUCGUUAUUAGAUGCUCAAAUCUUAUAUAUCUUAUUCCAAUCUCAUCAUUACAUCUCAACCAUGUCGACCAUCGCCAAAACCAUCGUAGCAACUGGGUGCUCAUCCGGCCUCGGCUUUGAAGCGAUAAAACAACUCCUCCAGCAAACCCAAACCCCCUACAAAUUCAUCCUCGGCGCUCGCGACACAGCACGCACGCAAGCCGCCUUCGCGUCCCUGCCGUACGACACCAGCAAGCACAGCCUCUCCAUCCUGCCCCUCGAGCUAUCCAACCUCUCAAACGUCAAAUACUUCGCGCUGAAGACACUCACCAAGCUCGGCGGCGGCACCCAGGAAGGUGAAUCCAAGCUCGACUACCUUUUGCUCAACGCCGCCGUGAGCAAAGCGGCGGGUACCGAGAGUCCGGGACCUAAUGGAAGCAAGUGGUGCGAGGCGCUUGUUGUGAAUCAUCUCGCACAACAUUACCUCGUCCACUUGCUCCGUGACAAGUUGACGGCUUCGCAGUCGCGCAUCGUGUUUGUGUCGUCGGGCGCGAUACGCAAUGUGCGAGAUAACGAUCCCAAGACGCUUGAAGCUGACCUCCAAGCCGGGUCUGGAGCGAGCUACUUCGUCGUAUAUUGUGGAAGCAAGUUCGUGCAGCUCCUGGGGGCGCACUACUGGCGUCGGCAGCUACAGGGCGUGUGCAGGGUCGUUGCGGUCUCGCCGGGCAUGAUCCCGAAUACGGGCUUGGGUAGAUACUCGGAUAUGCAGUUAUCCAUGGACAUGCCGGAUGCGAAGGGGGUGCCAGAGGGCGCCCGGAGUAUUCUGGAAGCAACGACGCGAGACGACUUCCCCGAAGACCCGGAACAGAUCUUCUUGACAAGCUGGGGUGAGUGGUGGCCCAAAGAUGUUUACGAAAUGAGCCUCGAUGAGAGUCUUCAGGAUAAAUGGUGUCCGAGCAAGGACGGGCUUGAGAAGGAGGAGGAGGUUUCGGCCUAGUGGAAAGGCCAGUUAAAAUAGUUUUAGUUUGGCACAUUGUGCAACAUGGAGAAAACGAUGAAGGCAUCAACGUCCUUAAACUAUUUUGCUGAUUCUCACAUCAAAGCAAUCAUUCGAAUCAUACACCUUUCACUGGCCGAUAACCAGACACUG
Messenger RNA from Pseudomassariella vexata, 1180 nucleotides. RefSeq lists its product as uncharacterized. The record is from RefSeq and is a predicted model, not a curated record. The transcript is spliced from 5 exons. Lineage: Eukaryota; Fungi; Ascomycota; Sordariomycetes; Amphisphaeriales; Pseudomassariaceae. The coding region runs from base 113 to 1027 and encodes 304 amino acids.